GCACAAAUUGAGCUCACAUCUGGGGACUGAGAUUGACGUAGUAGAUAUAUUAUUGACAGAAUUUGGAGAUUUCCCAGCAGUUAACCUCACAGAAGACGGUAGCACACCUGCAUCUCCUCAUUUUACUCAUCAUUUGCAUAUUUUUAUUGCAGCUGAAAUAACUCUUUGCUUUUUAUUUGACUUUUGUGUUUUUAAAGCUACUUCUACCAGUUAAUUUAAACUUCGUGGGUCUGCUUCUAAUGAAAAUAUGCAAGUCUUCGUAGCUAACAAAAGUAUUCUUUAAAAAGGCUGGAGCAGAUGUUCCCUCUCCCCUGAGGCUGCUGAGGGAGAGAAGCUUUCCACAUUAGAGAACAAGCAGUCUGGUUAAAUGAAGAGUUAAAUUGUGAACUUUCCCAGGAAUUUCAGUCCGAUUCUUUGCAAUGCGAAGAUGAAUGAUUCAACGCUUUCACUAUUUUGUUUGUUCUGUUCUCUGUUAAUAUAAUUCUGUCCUUGGAAGUGUUAUUUUAACAAAGGGGAAUUGUUAAAUUCCUAAAACUUUAAAAAUUGUUGCCAUGUCUUGAUAAUUUAUUGCCCUGGCGAUUGCAUUGAAAGUCCUAUCUCUGUGUUCCCAAAGUUAUACAAUUACUUAUAUGUUUUAUCUGCCCGUUCAUAAUAUUUCUUUUCUCUCACAUGCAUGAUGGGAUAUUUGUAGUCCUGUGACUUCUCUAUUUUAUUGUCUAACAAAUUAUUUCCCCCUUUUUUAAUUCUUAAAAUAUUUUUUUUUAAAUUAGUUGACUUUAUUUUUUUAAGACCGGUUUUAGUUUUUCAGAGACUUUAUUUUUUUAAAAGCAGUUUUAGUUUUUCAGACAAAUUAAGCAGAAAGUAGUUUCUCCUGUUCUUGAAGUUUCUCUUAUUAAUAACAACUUGCAUUGGUGUGGUACAUUUGUUACAACUGAUGAGCCAGUGUUUCCACAUUAUUCUUAACUGAAUUCGUUGUUUACUGUAGGCUUCACUCUUUGUAUACAGUUGAGUUUUACUAAAUGCAUAAGGCCAUGUAUCUACAAUUAUAGUGCGUACAGAAUAGCUUCAUUGUCCUUAAAAGGUCCCCGGUACUCCACCUCAAGUAAUUUCUUUUCAGUUAACACCACUGUAUGGUGAGAACGCUGCCCUCCCCAUCCCUCCUUGGCCUUCACGGAAAUGAAAUGCCUUUUACCCCACUGGCCCUUUUUCCUUAUUUGUGUAUCUGUCUCCUAAUUUGUAAGGUCUCUGGAGAGUCAGCCCGUGGUCUCCUGAUAAGCUUCCUAAAGGUGAGUUUCAAGGAACUAAUCCAUAUUCGUGUACUCAGAUACAGCAUCCAGACAGUGGCCUGUUUUCCUUGAAUUUAUCUUUAUUGUUACCUGCUGUGUUUCGGCCUUUGACAUGUGGAGAUCAUGGCCCCCCUGCUUGGGAUGGACUGCAAGGGAUCUAACAUGAAGAAGACUGAGCCCAGGAAACAGACUAAAUCUUUCUAGGAGCAGUGGGAGGAAGACAGAAACCGCCCCCCUGCCUGGUCUGGCCAAGCCACCUGCCCAGCGCUGCUGCCACCAUGCCCAAGAGAAAGGCCAAAGGAGAUGCUAAAGGUGACAAAGGGAAGGUGAAGGAUGAGCCGCAGAGGAGAUCGGCACGCUUGUCUGCUAAACCGGCUCCUCCAAAACCAGAAUCCCGGCCUAAAAAGGCCCCUGCAAAGAAAGGAGAGAAGCUACCCAAAGGGAGAAAGGGGAAAGCAGAUGGUGGCAAGGAGGGGAACAACGCUGCAAAGAACCUAGAUGCUUCCACAGUCCAGUCACAGAAAGCAGAAGGCAGUGGGGAUGCCAAGUGAAGUGUACUUUUUUGAUAGUCUGUACUUCUAGUGACUCUACUGUUUGAAAUACUAUUUUUCUUUAAUCAAGUUUUAUAAAAAUGUAGAAUUUGGGUGUUGUGUUUUUUUCCCCAAACUUAACGUUGUUAGCAUACAAGAUGCAUUGUUGUUGUCCUUUGUGGAAAGUGCAAAUACCACUAAUAGAAUGUCUCAGAAGCUGGCUUGAAAUGGGGGAAGAUGGGAUUUUCUGUCCUUGUUUUUGAAGAUUAUUCUUGGUUCCCAGGAGAGAUUCUCUGACAUUCACACAUGUCAGCCACUUUGGCUUAGAAGCCUUACAGCACAGAGAAGCAAAACUUCAUGUCUUCUUUCCUGAUGCCAUCAGCAUAUACUUGACUUCCUGAAAUAGUUGUGAUGUGGCCUUGGCUCCCCUAAAAUCCCAUGCUGGGUAACAGUACUCAGGCUUCCUGGUGAUAACACCAAGAUGGUGUUGCUCCAAAGAGCCAAGAUUCCUUUGUAGUUUGUAGAUCAUUGCAUUGAUGAUCUUAGAGUUUUUAGUUCCUUUCUUCCGUGUCCGAGUUGACCUGUGAAAAGAUCUUCCAUGCCUCUUGUGAAAUAUCCACCCCUUCUGAGAACUCCCGCCUUUUCAAACACAACAGAAGACUGUUGACUUUUGGGGGAGGGGAGUUUAAAAGUUGUAAAAUGUUAUGGAUUGUCCUCCUGGAAAUAACUGGUUUUGAAAAGUAUCUGAUAAAGCUGAAUACAAAUUAGCUUGGUGGGAGGGGGAUCAUUUCCUACCCAAAGUCAUAGAGAUAUUCUUUCCUGCAUUGUAAACCUUUUAUAGUCUUGCUUUUCACAUUUGUCUUUAGUCUGCUCUGAACUGAUUUUUGUGAAAAGUAGGAGAUAGAAGUUCAAUAUAGUAUUUUUUCCAUAUGGAUAAGUGGUUGUUGCCCCAGCACCAUUCUCUGAAUAGUUUAUUCUUUUCCCACUGAUCUAUAACACCAGCUCUUUCAUAAGUAAAGUCUCUGUGUGGGUGGGUCUGUUGAUUAUUUCUUUUCAGUCAAUUUGUCUAACCUUGUGGCUGUACCAUACAAUCCUGAGUACUACAACUUUAGAAACAGGUCUUCAUAUCUCAGGACAAAUCCCACAUCCAAAAAAAUCACCACCAAAUUUUUCUUCCUUGGGAGUAUCUUGGCUCUUAGCCAUUUGCUCUUCUGUACAACUUUUAGAAUUAGAUUGACAAGUUCUAAAACAAAACAAAAAUGUUGGAAUUUUUAUUGGAUUUGUACGGAAUUUAUAGACUAAAUAAUACAAUGUUGAGUCUUCCAAUCCAUGAACAUGAUACAGUUCUUCAUUUAUUUAGCCUUUUUAAAUGUCUUUCAAUAAAGUUUUAUAAUU
Enhydra lutris kenyoni (northern sea otter) is the source of this 3211-nucleotide messenger RNA. Its product is annotated as high mobility group nucleosomal binding domain 4. NCBI's taxonomy places the organism in Eukaryota, Metazoa, Chordata, Mammalia, Carnivora, Mustelidae. Gene Ontology annotation, biological process: chromatin organization. Bases 1565 to 1837 code for a protein of 90 amino acids. Gene Ontology annotation, cellular component: nucleus; chromatin. Gene Ontology annotation, molecular function: nucleosomal DNA binding. The record is from RefSeq and is a predicted model, not a curated record. The transcript is spliced from 2 exons.